AUGGCUAUCACGCGAUACAACCAGCGCCCAGAUAUUUUUCUCACUAUGACUGCAAAUCCCAAUUGGCUAGAAAUUACUUCAGCAUUAUUACCACACCAAAAAGCUAUUGAUCGUCCGAAUUUGAUUGCCCGUGUUUUUGAGCUAAAAAGAAAGUGUUUGAUGAAGAAGAUAGAGACAAACAAAGUGUUCAGUAAUAAAGUUGCACAUGUUUUUACAAUUGAAUUCCAAAAACGAGGCCUACCACAUGUGCAUGCGCUUCUCUUUCUUAAAGGUCCAGACAAAAUUCGAACAUGUGCUAAAGUAGACAAAUUAGUUUGUGUAGAAUUUUCAGAUCCAAAAGAUGAUCCUACACUUUUUGAAACUGUCAAGUGUUGCAUGGUACAUGGACCAUGUGGUGCUCAAAAUCCCCAAGCACCAUGUAUGGAAAAUGGUAGAUGUACUAAGAAAUACCGUCGAGCCUUUGAAGGAUCAACAACUAUGGACCAAGAUGGAUAUCCAAUCUAUCGUCGUCGCAAUAGUGGUCAAGUAUAUACUGUGAGAGGACAGGAAGUUGAUAACAGGGAUGUGGUACCAUACAAUGCAUAUCUUUUUAAACGGUUCAACUGUCAUAUAAAUGUAGAAGUUUGUGCUGGAGUGAGAUGUGUUAAGUAUAUUGGACCACCAGAAGCUGCUUGGCGAAUAUUCAAUCAUCAUUUGCAUGCAGAGAUGCUAACAGUUGUUCGCUUGGCACUUCAUCUACCUGGAAUGCAUCGUGUUCUUUUCAAUCCUAAUGACUCAUUGGAAAUGAUUCUUUCUAGAGCUGCACAACAAAAAUCGACUCUUACUGGUUUUUUUGAUUAUUGUGCUUCCAAUGAAAAUGAAUGCCAAUUCACUUACCAAGAAUUUCCGCAACAUUUUGUUUGGCUCAAGUCAGAACAUAGAUGGAAACCAAGAGAACAUGGAUAUGCAAUUGGUAGAAUGUACUUUGCUAGCCCUAACUGUGGUGAAAGAUUUUAUCUGCGUUUGUUGUUAACUAUUGUCAAAGGGCCAAGAUCGUUUCAAUGUUUACGUACAGUUAACAAUGUUUUGCAUGAGACGUUUAAAUCAGUAUGUGUUGCAAGAGGACUCUUAGAAGAUGAUAAAGAAUGGAUACAGUGCUUGAAAGCGGCUGCAGUUAUGAAAACCGGAUAUCAAUUGAGGAGAUUGUUUUAUUAUGGUUUGUAUCUUUUGAAUCAAAUGCUUCAAGAAUCAGGAAAGAGUUUAAUUGACUUCCCGCCCAUGCCACAACCUACAGCAAAUUGGAGUGCAACAGUUGGUAACCGAUUGAUAUUCGAACAUCGACAACUACAUAAUGAGGCACAACAGACAUAUGUGCAAAUUACUAUUGAUCGCCUCAAUAAUGGACAACGAACUGCUUAUAACACAAUCACUUCUUCAGUCUUUGAAAGUAAAGGGACUAUUUUUUUUUUGAAUGGCGGUGCCAGAACAGGGAAAACAUUUUUGUACAAUACAAUUGCAUUAAAAUGUCGCAGCCUUGGCCAUAUUGUUGUUACCGUGGCUUCAUCUGGAAUUGCAUCAUUGCUAUUAGUAGGAGGUCGCACUGCACAUUCAACAUUUUCCAUUCCAUUGGAUGUCUUGAAAAAUUCAGUUUGUGGAUUUAGCAAGCAAUCAUUACAGGCUGAAUUGUUUAGAGAAACAAAACUCAUAAUUUGGGAUGAAGUUCCUAUGCAACAUAGACAUUGUGUUGAGGCGGUUGAUCACACACUUGGAGAUAUUUGUGAUUGUGAAAAGCCAUUUGGGGAUAUCACUGUUGUUCUUGGUGGAGACUUUCGACAAAUCUUACCAGUUAUAACCAAAGGAGUUUGUGAGCAAAUUGUUGGAACCAAUCCACAAGAAAUCAUUAAAAUUCCAUCAACAAUACACAAAUGCCAGGAUCUAAAGGAAUUACUCUCAGCAGUUUAUCCACAAUUGGAUGUGGCAGAUACAUCAACCCCAUCAUUCUUAACGGAACGUACAAUUCUUUCUGCACGAAAUGAUGAUGUCAGUGCUAUCAAUAUUGCUGCGUUGAAUAUUUUUCCAGGGAAUACAUAUACGUAUCUUGCUGCAGAUAAGAUGGUUGAAGAUGAUGAAAUUGAUCAUUCCAUUACAAACAGAUAUCCUAAUGAGUUUUUAAAUUCAUUGGAUCCUCCUGGGCUACCAACUUUUAAGGUAGAGUUGAAAGUGGGUUAUCCUAUAAUGUUAUUAAGAAACAUUGCACCGAAAGAUGGACUGUGUAAUGGCACAAGAUUGAUGGUAUCAAGGUGCGACACUCGCAUAAUUGAAGCUCGAAUCUUAACUGGAGAGAAGUUUGGCAAUUUGGCAUUUAUACCAAGGAUAUCAUUGACUCCGUCUUCUGCAGAAAUGCCUUUACGAAUGACAAGACGUCAAUUUCCAGUUUGA
Camellia sinensis is the source of this 2418-nucleotide messenger RNA. The record is from RefSeq and is a predicted model, not a curated record. Lineage: Eukaryota; Viridiplantae; Streptophyta; Magnoliopsida; Ericales; Theaceae.